Blumeria graminis f. sp. triticale is the source of this 2445-nucleotide messenger RNA. The record is from the annotation of a GenBank genome assembly. Lineage: Eukaryota; Fungi; Ascomycota; Leotiomycetes; Helotiales; Erysiphaceae.
AUGGCCAUUAAGUACGACACGUCGCCAUGGCCCAUCAAGGAUAUAAUUUACACAUCCAUUGUCGGUACAGUAUUGGCAGCGGCCUUCCUAGAAUGGUUUUUGUGGCUCGCUGCCUUUAUCUACUGCCUCAUCAAGGUCUAUCAAAAAGCUGAACACUGGUGUGUAAACUUGUUAUCCGUUCCCGAGUAUAACUUGCCAAUGCUGAUAGUCUCUAGAUUAAUAUUUCUCCCGAUCAUGAUCACUACUUUACCCUUACCGUCCCAUAUUACACAGUACUUUCCGGUGGACUUAGUUUCAUUUUUACAAUGGUUCGGAUUUUGGUCAUUCGCAGCUCUGCUCACUAUCCCAUGGCUAUUCUGUGUUUACCAGCUUGUUACCCACCACUUAGGUCGGACUAAGCGAAUUAAGGAAGUUCUUGAUGAGCAUUCUGCUCCCAAGGUCGUCAUAGUAAUGCCUUGUUACAAAGAAGAACCGGACGUCUUGGUAACGGCCAUAAAUUCGGUUGUUGAUUGCGACUACCCCCCGUCAUGUAUCCACGUUUUUCUGUCAUUCGAUGGUGACCAAGAAGACGAACUUUAUUUAAAUACUAUCGAAAAGCUCGGCGUCCCGCUAUCGCUCGAUUCUUACCCCAAAAGUAUAGAUGUAACAUAUCGAUCAGCGCGAAUAACGGUAUCUCGAUUUCCUCACGGAGGUAAACGUCAAUGUCAGAAAGCUACUUUCAAGUUGAUAGACCGCGUCUACACAGAGUAUCUGAAGCGUAAUGAUAACUUAUUUAUUCUCUUUAUCGAUUCGGAUUGCAUCUUAGAUCGUGUCUGUCUUCAGAAUUUUGUCUACGAUAUGGAGCUCAGCCCCGGUAAUAGCAGAGAUAUGCUUGCCAUGACUGGUGUCAUCACCUCGACCACAAAAAAACACAGUCUCAUAACACUCCUUCAGGAUAUGGAGUAUGUUCACGGCCAACUUUUUGAGCGUACCGUGGAGUCGGGCUGCGGGGCGGUCACUUGUCUACCAGGAGCAUUGACGAUGCUUCGGUUUUCUGCAUUCCGAAGAAUGGCAAAGUACUACUUUGCUGAUAAAGCUGAACAAUGCGAAGAUCUUUUUGACUAUGGUAAAUGUCAUCUCGGCGAAGAUAGAUGGCUUACGCAUCUUUUCAUGAUCGGUGCCAAGAAAAGGUAUCAAAUACAAAUGUGCACUUCUGCCUUUUGCAAAACAGAAGCCGUACAAACGUACAGAACGCUGGUUAAGCAGAGACGAAGAUGGUUUCUAGGAUUCAUAACGAACGAGGUUUGCAUGUUAACAGAUGUUCGGAUCUGGAAACGGUAUCCCAUUCUAGCUCUAGUGCGAUUCAUGCAAAAUACUAUUCGAACAACAGCGCUACUUUUUUUCAUCAUGCUUGUUGCGAUCAUCAGUACUUCAAUGCGAGUAGAUGAUUUACCUGUAGGAUUUAUCGGAAUCUCACUAGGUCUCAAUUGGCUGAUGAUGAUUUAUUUUGGCUUUAAACUCAAGAGGUAUAAGGUAUGGCUCUACCCACUGAUGUUUCUUAUAAAUCCCUUCUUCAACUACUGGUACAUGGUAUAUGGUAUCUUUACAAGUGGUCAACGAACAUGGGGAGGUCCUAGAGCAGAUGCCGGCCAGGCUGACGCCCAUACUACACCCCAACAAGCCAUCGCAAAAGCUGAAGCGACUGGAGACGACUUGAACGUGGUACCGGAAACCUUUAAACAGGCCACUGAAGGCCAAAAACAAGCCGCUCGCACUGGAAUACAUUUACAACCUCCAGAAAGGAUUGAAGGUAGAUUCGCUGCGCCAGAGCUUUUGCCCGGUGGAUGGUAUGAACAGAGAAAUGAUUCAGUGGUAAGCUCAUCGCCUGCGGGUAUGUUGGGUGUUACCCGACCACCCAACAAACAUAGAGAUUCUUUCGAAAGUAGCUUCUCCGCCGGAACCACUACCUCUGUUUAUCUACCUCGUCGUGUAGAAAGUAUAAUGGGAGAAGAAGAUAGAAAAAAGUAUGCAAUUGCCCAGGCAAGCCAAAUCAGAACAAAUCCAAACCCAAUCGGGUCAUAUUUCCCUCAUGGACAAGUAUAUGAAGUAUCAGAAGCCGAGAUCGGUAAGGGAGCAUUCAGAGACUCGGUUGAAUCUCUUCAAUCUGAUCCUCAUGGCUACUACCGAUCACAAUCAGCCAAUAGUACUAGGUCUAUGGAUCAGUUUACUGAGAUAAAUGAAGACGUCACGCCAUCUGUUAACCCUCCAAGUUUAUCUAUACCACUGCCAACAGCAUCCAGCAAAAACAGAAGAGUUGGGGGUAGAAGUCCUCUCGCCCGUCAAAGCUUAGUCCGGACUGUGAACGACGAAGCAGAUAUUGAGCUUGAGAGCCACACCGAAAACUGGAGUGCAAAAUCUCCAAGCACGACAGGAAAUUCGGGGAAAACGUCUCAUUCAGCAAGGUAG